CGCGCACGACGUUAAAACUGUCCGACGGGCGCGGCGCGCACACGUACCGCGGACGGACGACUCUACAACGGCGGCGCCCGCAUGUGACCGGGUACGUAACAACAACGGUUACCGCGACCACGGCCGUAUCUGCACGGUAUACCUGUUCGAGUUUCUUUCCGAACUGACCGCCGCCGCCGAACCGGUGGGCGGGAAACGGGUAGUGCGGUAGAUAAGGAGCCAGAGCGCGCGCCCCCAGGACAUGUGCCUCGCGCUACUGUUGUUCAUGGGCAACGCGAUGACGGGCGUCGGUCGCAAAACGGUCGAGUCGGCGGACCGCGGCGGUGGUGUUGUUGUUGACCGCCGGCAAAACGAAAUCAUGGACGAGCUGACCAAGGACGUGGAGCGCCUGAAAGCGAUGAUGGAUGAACGGGACCGGACCAUCCAACAGCUGAGCCGGACCGUCGACGACAUUCACAAUAUGGUGUCGAAUCAAAGUCUCUUACCACCCUCACAACAUCGGCUACAUGACAAGAAGAAAGGGGUAUCGGGAGAAUGUUCGACUUUAACGGAAGCUGCACAGUUGCCGUUUCCUAAACAAUCCAAACCCAUCAAAACUAAACAUCUAAUUAAGCAAGCGUUAUGUAAAAAUCCAUUUUUGAAAAACCUGAACACCGCCCAGAUUUCCGAGAUAGUAGACAUUAUGUACCCGAAAAAUUUUGAAGCUGGAGCUUACGUCAUUCGAAAAGGCGAUCCGGGAUGUUGUCUGUACGUGGCCGACGAAGGAAAGUUUGACGUGAUCCAAAGUGGCCGGGUGGUCGAUUCAAUCGGACUGGGCGAAGUGUUCGGUGAGAUGGCCAUACUUUACAACUGUCCGCGGACCGCAUCGGUGAGAGCCGUCCAAGAUUCCAGGGUAUGGACUCUGGAAAGGAUAGCGUAUCAGCAAAUCAUGAAAACUUCAGCCAUGCGGAGAUUCGACGAGAGGGUGGGAUUCCUAAAAAACGUACCACUAAUGAAGGAUCUCAACGAAGAAUUUUUAUCAAAAAUAGCUGACGUCUUGAAAGAGGAGUUUUAUCCAGAGGGGCACUAUAUCAUAAGACAAGAUACUUUGGGCGACAAGUUCUAUAUACUUAGCGAAGGGCGUGUAAAAGUCACAAAAACCAAUAAAGGUGAAGACGAAGAAGAGGAGUUUGGGGUGUUAGAACAAGGAGAGUUUUUCGGAGAAGUAGCUCUGUUAAAAAAAGACAAGAGGACCGCGAAUGUCGUGGCCAUGCACCCUGGAGCUGAAUGUCUGACGCUCGACAGAGAGCCUUUCGUGCACUAUAUCGGAAAUUUAGACGAAUUAAAAAAUAAAAAAUAUACCGAACUGCCGCGAAAACCGUCAGUCGAAGCAACAUCAGUGGAAAAAAUAUUUUACCCGGAACUAUUCCGCGUGGAGCUGACGGACUUCGAAACUGUGGCUACGAUAGGUGUGGGCGGCUUCGGCCGGGUCGACUUGGUUUGCUUGAAGCUCGACCGGAAUCGAUCAUACGCAAUGAAAAAACUGAAAAAAAAACAAAUAGUCGACAUGCAGCAACAGGAGCAUGUGUAUAACGAGAAAAGCAUUUUGGAAUCGUGUACCAGCCCGUUUAUCAGCAAGCUUUACCGUACGUACAAGGACAACAGAUACGUGUACAUGCUGAUGGAAGCAUGUUUGGGUGGCGAGGUGUGGACCUUCCUACGAGAUCGCAGAUGUUUCGACGACAACGCUGCGUGUUUCGUAAUAGCGUGCGUAGUGGAGGCACUAGACUACUUGCACAGCGUGGACGUCGUAUACAGGGACUUGAAACCGGAAAACCUAUUGCUCGACAACCAGGGCUUCGUAAAAGUGGUGGACUUCGGUUUCGCUAAAAGGCUACAACCGCGGGGCAAAAAGACGUGGACGUUCUGCGGCACACCCGAAUACGUGGCUCCAGAAGUCGUGCUGAACAAGGGUCAUGACCGAGCCGUGGAUUUUUGGGCUCUGGGAAUACUGGUAUACGAGCUGCUAGCAGGAAUACCUCCAUUUAGCGGUCAAGAUCCGAUGGACAUUUACAACGCGAUACUGAAAGGCAUCGGGGCCGUUAACUUCCCGCGACAGAUGAAUAAAAUGACUCAAGGACUAGUGAAGCAGUUGUGCCGAAGCGACCCAACGGAGAGGAUAGGCUAUCAAAAAGGCGGCAUCCAAGACAUCAGACGACACGAAUGGUUCAAAGGCUUCGACUGGAUGGGCCUGAGGAACAAGAGCAUAAUUCCGCCAAUCAUUCCACACAUCAAUAACCCGUUGGAUUCCUCGAACUUCGAUAUUUAUCCUGAAGACGGAGACGUACCACCCGACGAAUCAUCCGGUUGGGACUCAGAAUUUUGAAACACCUUCGACGCUAUUUAUAGUAUAGAAACGCGAAGAAUCAUUUCCAGGACUGCACACAUAAUAUUAUAUUGACAGUACCCAAGCAUUUUUCUUUAUAAGAAUACGACUAUUCACGUUUUCCGAAAAUACCUCGUAACGUCAUCACGUACGGGAGCAGCCAUUUUCAAAAUUGCAUGAAACCAUCAAAUGACUAAAUUACAGAGGAACUAUGUACAAGAAACAAAUCUUUUCGGGCUGGGUUACUUACCUGAAUAAUGGUAAAACAUUUCAUAUUUUUUUUAAAACAGAGCAAGUGAAAUAUUCAACAAAAUUAAAAAAUAUCUUACUUGUAUG
Messenger RNA from Sipha flava (yellow sugarcane aphid), 2701 nucleotides. Its product is annotated as cGMP-dependent protein kinase, isozyme 1-like. The record is from RefSeq and is a predicted model, not a curated record. The transcript is spliced from 14 exons. Gene Ontology annotation, biological process: protein phosphorylation. Gene Ontology annotation, molecular function: ATP binding; cGMP-dependent protein kinase activity. The coding region runs from base 242 to 2365 and encodes 707 amino acids. NCBI's taxonomy places the organism in Eukaryota, Metazoa, Arthropoda, Insecta, Hemiptera, Aphididae.